Molecule: messenger RNA, 1920 nt
Organism: Dromiciops gliroides (monito del monte)
Lineage: Eukaryota; Metazoa; Chordata; Mammalia; Microbiotheria; Microbiotheriidae
Product: elongin-A-like
Biological process (GO): transcription elongation by RNA polymerase II
Cellular component (GO): elongin complex; nucleus
Source: RefSeq, a predicted model, not a curated record
AUGGCUUUAUCAGAGUGGUCACGGCAUGUGUUACAGCUUCUCUUUUUAAACGCAUUCCUGAUAACAGCUCCUGGGUGUCUUCACACUUUAGAUUCAGGAACCUACAGAGGCACAAGAAAAUACGCUAAUUCAAAGACAAUAUGUUUUAGAAAUGAUGAACCAAGGAGUUGGGUUCUUCUCCAUGUUGAUAAAGGUGCUUUUGACAGUCAUCUGUCUCCUCUAAAGGACCUCCCGGGGGGCUCUGUAACAAUGGCAGAAGCUGAGAACUUUGUGGGAAGAGUCCUGAAAUUGAAGGAGCAACUGAGGAAGACGCAGGAUCCCCAAAAGGUUAUGAAAUCAUUGAAGACACUACAGAAUUUGAAUAUGUCCUUGGACCUCUUAGUGGAAACUGGAAUAGGAAAAACUGUGAAUGGCUUUAGGAAGCAUAGUACUGCUGGAGAUCUUGCUAAAGCCUUGGUCAACCAAUGGAAACAACUUAUUUCAUCAGAAAAUGAAAGUAGAUCCAAAGAGAAAAAACGCGACUUGAGGAAAGGCAAGGAUAGCAAGAAGAAGCCUUUUGCCAAGGAGGACAAGCUGUCAGAGAAGUCUGUGGCAUCUAAGAGAACAAGAACACACGAACUAUCUUCAGAAUCUGCAGGGAGGAAGUUUAUAGCAAAAACCACACAGAAAGGGGGCAAGAAUAAAUCCUCUAAUAGGCUCAAGGUUAAAGAGUGCAAAAGUGACCCUUCCGAGAAGAUAUCUGGGGGUCAUGAGUCAAAGAACUUAAAAGAAGAAAAAGUCAAAUCUUCGGCUCCACAAGUAUCUGGAUCUAUAAAGAGGCCCUCCCAGAGCCUUAGCAUGGAAAAAUCCAAGAUAGCCAAGCCUGAAAGAGAUGAGACCCCCACACUGCCUUUUGAAUACUAUCUGAAUUAUGAUCAAGUCUCUCAUAAGAGGAAAAUGAAGUUCUGUCUUAAAAGAGGACAGCAUUGCUAGGCAUGGGGUUAUAAGAAGUGUAGCUCACCCCCUAAAAAUGAGUCCUCCUCUGUCUCCCAGACUCUAGGCACAGCCCUAUGUAAACCAAAUGAUCGGCCUGACAUAUCACUUAAAAGGGUAAGCUGUUGUCAGUCAGGAGUGAGUACUUGUAUUAACCCUUCUUCUUACGCAGAGGUCCAGCACUGCCCAGGCAGUGAUGCUCGUUAAUUCACUGUCCAGAGAGUGAAUUUGAUAAUAUGUAUUUAUUCAGGAUGUAAUGUGGCUUCUCUCCCUAAGAUGCUUUCUUUAUACAAAGAAUAUUCAAAAAAUCUUCUGUGUUGUUUGACAGUGCUCCAUGAAGUUGGUGGUGUCUCUUUUGACAUCCUUGAACCAGUGUUGCAAUGCCGCACCCCUAAGCAAUUAUCAAGAAUAGAGGAUUAUAAUUGUUAUGCCAUGACUCCCACUCUGGAGGCUGUGCCAAUAGAUGAGGAACUGAGGCCCAGCGAGACCUUUAUCAAACUGACUGAUCAUUUGUGGAAAAGGCACUGUCAGAGAGAAUUUAAAAUUGAGCAGCACCAGGAAAAUGAAUCAUGGCAUGAAAUGUACUUUAGACUUUUUGAUCAGAGAGAGCAAAAAUUGAAGACCCACAUUAUUUUGUCCCAGUCUGAAAAACCCAAAAGGCAUCAGAUCAAAAUGGCCUACAUUCAUGGUGUGGCAAAAUCUCCUAGAGAACUCAGGUGUCAUCCAGAGAACUGUGGUUCAUCUAGAGUUCCUUUUAACAAACUCGGCAAAAGGAAGCUUGAAAAUGGAGAGAGAAAUGAUUCAGGAAGUGAGUGUGUGGCAGCAGCAAAUCCCAGUUUUCUGGGGGGGUCACAGCAAGAUGUAAAAAAGGUACAAAAAAUUGCUCCUAUGAUGGCCAAAUCCCUGAAGACAUUUACAAACCACAUUGGACCAUGGCAUAACAGAUAG